CCAACCAGGGUCAAAUUGACAUGUUUGGACUGCAGCCCUUGUCUCCAUUGACAGUGCAUAUUUAAUGCAUGGUGGUAUUUUAUGGAGCGAGGAAGAUGUUAGGUAACUUGGUGAAAGGUAUCAGUAGCUUAUUUCCUGAAUCACUCCCCACACUGCGCGUUCGCGCACUACUUCCUGGCUGCUUUCCGAAGAUACGUGAAGGACUUUCUUCCUUAUUUUCACUUUUUCCCCGUAGAUGAUGCAACGAUGAUUUUCCUCUUGACUAUAUUGGCAAGUGUUUUCCAAACAGAUGAUGCAACGAUGAUUUUCCUAUUGACUAUAUUGGCAAGUGUUUUCCAAACAGGUUGGACGGGUGUCAAUGAGCACAGCUUCAUAGCUGUGAAACCGGAUGGUGUGCACCGGAGGCUAGUGGGAGAGAUCAUCCAGCGCUUUGAGAAAAAGGGCUUCAGAUUGGUGGGAAUGAAACUAGUCCAGGCGUCCGAGGAUCUCCUGAGAGAGCACUACAGGGACCUGAGAGACAAACCCUUCUUCAAUGGAUUGGUGCGCAACAUGAGCUCUGGACCCAUCGUUGCCAUGGUGUGGCAAGGUCUGGAUGUGGUGAAGAUGUCUCGCAAGAUGCUGGGGGAGACCAACCCGGCAGACUCCCUACCAGGAACCAUCAGAGGAGACUACUGUUUGGAAGUGGGCAGGAAUGUGAUCCAUGGCAGUGACUCUGUGGAGAGCGCUCAGAGAGAGAUCUCUCUGUGGUUCAGGCAGAAUGAGCUACAGUGCUGGGAGGACAGCAGCGGACACUGGAUCUAUGAGUGACACACACACACCACUUGUAAGACCACCCAAGUGCCUUCAGAAACUAUUCAUACCCCUUUACUUUUUCCACAUUUUGUUUUUCCAAGCGGGAUUAAAAUAGAUUUAGUUGUCAUUUUUUUCUGUCAACGGUCUACACAAUACUUUGUCAAAGUGAAAGAAAUUCUAACAUAUGUACAAAUAUUCAUGAAAAAUUGAAAACAAAUAUGUCUUUGAUAAGUAUUCAUACCCUUGAGUCAAUACAUGUUAGAAUAACCUUUGGCAGCAAUCUUUCUGGGUAAGUCUCUUAAGAGCUUUGCACACAUGGAUUAUACAAUAUCUGUACUUUGGAUGUUGAUCAUGCUAGACAGCUAUUUUCAAGUCUUGCCAUAUAUUUUCAAGCUGAGAUGAAUGAGAUGAAAUAAAAGAUCCCUGAAAUGUU
This is a messenger RNA of Oncorhynchus gorbuscha (pink salmon), 1225 nucleotides long. RefSeq names its product nucleoside diphosphate kinase 3-like. Gene Ontology annotation, molecular function: nucleoside diphosphate kinase activity. The coding region runs from base 247 to 807 and encodes 186 amino acids. The record is from RefSeq and is a predicted model, not a curated record. The transcript has 6 exons. Gene Ontology annotation, biological process: GTP biosynthetic process; CTP biosynthetic process; UTP biosynthetic process. Lineage: Eukaryota; Metazoa; Chordata; Actinopteri; Salmoniformes; Salmonidae.